Messenger RNA from Triticum dicoccoides, 1388 nucleotides. Its product is annotated as DEAD-box ATP-dependent RNA helicase 10-like. The record is from RefSeq and is a predicted model, not a curated record. Bases 15 to 1388 code for a protein of 457 amino acids. The transcript is spliced from 13 exons. Gene Ontology annotation, molecular function: nucleic acid binding; ATP binding; RNA helicase activity. NCBI's taxonomy places the organism in Eukaryota, Viridiplantae, Streptophyta, Magnoliopsida, Poales, Poaceae. Gene Ontology annotation, cellular component: cytosol.
CCACGCUCGUAGCCAUGGAUAAGGUGGAUAAGGUGGUCGCCGGGGGUGGCGAGGUGCAGCAGUCGGAGCCGGAGCCAGAACCGGCUGCUGAGCCGUCGACGUUUGCGGAGCUGGGCAUCUGCCCCAAGCUGGUGGAGGCGUGUGACGCCAUGGGGUGGAAGCAGCCCACGAAGAUCCAGGCGGGGGCCAUCCCUUACGCUCUCAAAGGCAGGGACCUGAUUGGUCUGGGACAGACGGGGUCGGGGAAGACAGGUGCCUUUGCGCUGCCGAUUAUCCAGGCGCUGAUCCAGCACCCCCAGCCCUUCUUCGCCUGCGUCAUGUUGCCCACGAGGGAGCUAGCGAUUCAGAUUGCGGAGCAGUUUGAGGCGUUGGGGUCAGCGAUCGGCUUGGUUUGCUCAGUGCUUGUUGGAGGAGUUGACCGGAUGCAGCAAGUGUUAUCCAUUGCAAAACGUCCACAUAUUGUGGUUGGAACUCCUGGCCGUCUUUUGGACCAUUUGAAAGAUACAAAAGGUUUUAGCCUAACUAAAUUGAAAUACUUGGUACUUGAUGAAGCUGAUAAAUUACUUAAUUUGGAGUUCAAGGAAUCACUUGAUGAGAUUCUGAAUGUCAUUCCUAAAGAAAGGAUAACCUACCUUUUUUCAGCGACAAUGACCAAAAAGGUAAGCAAACUGCAACGUGCUUGUCUCAGAAACCCUGUCAAGAUUGAAGUAUCCUCCAAAUAUUCUACAGUGGACACACUUAAAGAAGAGUGGUACUUCGUUCCUGCAGAUUACAAGGAUUGUUAUCUUGUUCAUGUUCUGAAUGAGUUGCCAGGGAGCAUGACCAUGAUCUUCGUGCGGACCUGCGAGUCAACAAGACUCCUUGCUCUCACUUUAAGGAAUCUUGGUUUUAAAGCUCUCUCUAUCAGUGGCCAGAUGAGUCAGGACAAAAGACUAGGCGCUUUAAACAAGUUCAAAGCAAAGGAAUUCAACAUCCUUAUUUGCACCGACGUGGCAAGCCGUGGUCUUGACAUUCAAGGAGUUGAUGUGGUUAUGAAUUAUGAUAUUCCAAUGAAUUCUAAGGAUUAUGUACAUCGGGUCGGUAGGACUGCGCGUGCAGGGCAAUCAGGAUAUGCUGUAUCUUUUGUGAAUCAGUAUGAGGGUCUGUGGUUUAAGAUGAUCGAGGCGCUCCUUGGAAAGGAAAUUCCUGUCCGGACGGCAGACGCUGAUGAGAUCCUGAUACUUCGUGAGCAUAUAUCCGAUUCAAAGAGGAUUGCACUGAUGAAACUGAAGGAGGACGGUGGUCACAAGAGGAGGAAAGCGGAGGACGAGGAUAAAGAAGAGGAGGAAGCUCCAAGAGGUCGCCACCGAAAACCGAGGUCUUUCAAGAAAUCAAAAGGGCGGCGAUAG